Meloidogyne enterolobii is the source of this 435-nucleotide messenger RNA. The record is from the annotation of a GenBank genome assembly. Lineage: Eukaryota; Metazoa; Nematoda; Chromadorea; Rhabditida; Meloidogynidae.
AUGAAUUUUAAAACAUUUUUAUUAUUUCCAAUUUUUUGUUGUUCUUUCCUACAUUCAUUUCUUGAAUCUUCUGCUUGUUUUGGUGGAGGGAUUGGUGGUUGUGGCAUAAAUCCUUGGGGAGGAUUUGGAAGUUUUGGGUGUGGAUGGGGUGGUGGAGGAGGGGGAGGGGGAAUGUUUGGUGGUAGUGAUUGGAAUUUUGGAAUUGGAGGUUAUCCUGCUUAUUCUGCACCCAUUAUUGGAGCUUAUCCUUAUUCUACAAACUUCGCAACUGGUCUUUAUGCAGCGCCACCAAUGCCCAUCAUUGCCCCCUGUUGUCCAUUCUCUGGACUUUUUGGAUUUAAAAAAAGAAGAAAAAGAAAUAUAUUAAAAGGCAAAACAUUACAAUUAAUUAUUAAUAAUGGAACUCAGAAUUAUUUAAAUAUUCAAAAAUUUUGA